UCACUCCGGCGACGCGGCUCCCGUCAGUCUGCGCGGCUGCCCGCCCUCUCAUUGGCCAGAUUUGAGAAGAGGGGCGGGACCUCCCGGAAGUUGGGGGACGGUGCUGAAUUUGUCUCCUGGCCGGGGAGGAAGGGGAGCCUAGCACGAGGAGGAGUUGCCAUGUGGACCCCGCACUUGGGAGGGUCAGCCCCCCAGAGACUGGGCCGCGUGCUGGCCCCGCCCACUGUCUCCAGAGGGAAGUGCCCGUGGCCCCCUGCCUCCCCCUGCCACCCCCACCACGGCUCCCAGGCCAGGACUCAGAACAGUGCCGGGCCGGCCUCGGGCCGACUGAGCAAAGAGGACAUCCAGAGGGCCCGGGAGGCGGCCCGGCCCAGGGUGGGGCUGAGGCCCCAGCUGAGUGAGCGCGCCCAGGAGCGGAAGGUGCCCGCCUCCCGGAUCAGUCGCCUGGCCAACUUCGGGGGACUGGCCGUGGGCCUGGGUCUCGGGGCCCUGGUGGAAGUGGCCCGGACGUCCCUGUCAGGAGCGCAGGCCGGCGGGGGACGCGGCCCCGCCCCCUUCCUCUCGGAGGCCAACGCGGAACGCAUAGUGAAGACCCUGUGCACAGUGCGAGGAGCCGCGCUCAAGGUUGGCCAGAUGUUGAGCAUCCAGGAUAACAGCCUCAUCAGCCCCGAGCUGCAGCGCGUCUUUGAGCGGGUCCGGCAGAGCGCCGACUUCAUGCCGCGAUGGCAGAUGAUGAGAGUCCUGGAGGAGGAGCUGGGCAGGAACUGGCGCAGCAAGGUGGCCUCCCUGGAGGAGAAGCCCUUCGCCGCCGCCUCCAUCGGCCAGGUCCAUCACGGCGUGCUGCCCGACGGCACCGAGGUGGCGCUGAAGAUCCAGUACCCCGGCGUGGCCCAGAGCAUCCGCAGCGACGUGGAGAACCUCCUGGCCGUGCUGAAGAUGAGCGUGGCCCUGCCCGAAGGGCUCUUUGCUGAGCAGAGUCUCCAGGCCCUGCAGCGGGAGCUGGCGUGGGAGUGCGACUAUCGCCGGGAGGCCGCCUGCGCCCGCACCUUCAGGCAGCUCCUGGAAGGGGACCCCUUCUUCCGGGUGCCCGCGGUGAUCGAGGAGCUGAGCACGGGCCGGGUGUUGGCCAUGGAGCUGGCCAGCGGGGUGCCCCUGGAUCAGUGCCAGGGCCUGAGCCAAGAUGUCCGGAACCGGAUCUGCCGGGAGCUGCUGCGGCUCUGCCUUCAGGAGCUGUUCGAGUUCCGAUUCAUGCAGACGGACCCCAACUGGGCCAACUUCCUGUAUGACGCCUCCAGCCACAAGGUGACCUUGCUGGACUUCGGGGCAAGCCGGAAGUUUGGCUCAGAGUUCACAGACCACUACAUUGAGGUGGUAAAGGCUGCUGCCGAUGGGGACCGGGUGAGGGUCCUCAAAAAAUCUCAGGACCUGAAGUUCCUGACUGGCUAUGAAACCAAGGCGUUCUCGGAGGCCCACGUGGAAGCCGUCAUGAUCCUCGGGGAGCCCUUUGCCAGUGCCGGCCCCUAUGACUUUGGGGCAGGGGACACGGCGCGCCGGGUGCAGAGCCUGGUCCCCGUGAUGCUGCGCCACCGGCUGUGCCCUCCGCCGGAGGAGACCUAUGCCCUCCAUCGAAAGCUGGCGGGGGCUUUUCUGGCCUGCGCCCGUCUUAGGGCCAAUAUCCCUUGUGGGGACUUGUUCCAUGAAGUCUACCACAAUUACUGGGCUCCCCGACCCUCAGGCCGGGAAGAGAGUCUGUGCCCCCCCUCACUGCAGGCCCCAGGGACCUGAUGCAGCCCUCACCGACUCCUCAGAGACUCUGCUUGGGACCAGCCCAGAGCUCCCAGAGACGCCCAAGGAGCCCCUCCCUGGCCUGACGCUCAGGGAUUCCAGCUCCUGUCAGAGGCUGAGGGACCCUGCGGGGCCCCUCCCCCCCGGGACUCGGGGACCAUCCUCUCCCCCCAUCGCUCCCAUCUGGGGGAGUGGACCUCCAGAUGGCCUCCCACCCCCACCAGCUGUCUUAAGCCCAAUGGGCAGUUCAUUCAAUAUUACCCUAAAUAAAGGGGAACCUCCCUCCCUUUCUCCUA
Antechinus flavipes (yellow-footed antechinus) is the source of this 2081-nucleotide messenger RNA. RefSeq names its product coenzyme Q8B (gene COQ8B). The record is from RefSeq and is a predicted model, not a curated record. Gene Ontology annotation, molecular function: kinase activity. NCBI's taxonomy places the organism in Eukaryota, Metazoa, Chordata, Mammalia, Dasyuromorphia, Dasyuridae. Gene Ontology annotation, cellular component: extrinsic component of mitochondrial inner membrane. Gene Ontology annotation, biological process: ubiquinone biosynthetic process. Bases 160 to 1785 code for a protein of 541 amino acids. The transcript has 14 exons.